CUUCGCCGAAAUUUAGCGCUGCACUCCUGAACAUAGACUUGCAACAGAAAGCUCUUCCACUGGUUCUGGAUCUCCUCAAUGGAAUUUGUAACGACUUCACCAGCAUAUUGCUUCGGGAUAAAAAUACAUCCACCACUUGUAAUCCGAAUCAUACAUCCGAGCAUUCCACACCCGUGCCGACAGUGUCGUCGGUCCUUCACCUAGUGGUUGGACGUCUCAACCUAUUGGUUCUCUUAUCCAAACGUGCCCUACUUACUUUGGAGCCAUACAGCGAUUUGCGGUGUGCCUUCCUCCGUGCAGUGUUUUAUGUGU
Messenger RNA from Opisthorchis viverrini, 312 nucleotides. RefSeq lists its product as hypothetical. NCBI's taxonomy places the organism in Eukaryota, Metazoa, Platyhelminthes, Trematoda, Opisthorchiida, Opisthorchiidae. The annotation marks the transcript as partial. The record is from RefSeq and is a predicted model, not a curated record. The transcript has 2 exons.